ACUGCAGCCCUUCAGGUCCACACCCGGGAACACGCUCCGGACGGCUCGCCAACAUCCUAAAAUAGCAAAAAGAAGUUUUCAUGAUAUCACAUUUUAUAACAAUAGCUAAUAAUAAUAGCAUUUAUAUUCAUCGCACCAUUUGCGUAUAUAUGAUCUUUUAUAUAUUUUACUAUUGCAACACUUUUAUUCUAUUUGCAAGCGUGUUUAAGUUGUCGUAGUACAUGUUGAUUAUAUCAAAUAAUUAUAUCGAUCAAUUCAUAUACGUACCAGCCUCGAAGUCCAGCAUGAAGCCUUCUACCUCUGGUGGGGAUUCCAAACAUCAUAUACGUACCAGCCUCGAAGUCCAGCAUGAAGCCUUCUACCUCUGGUGGGGAUUCAAAACAGCUGUCCGACGUGACAUCAGUACGAAGCACAGAGGGACCUGCUUCGUACAUCCGUCCUGCUGCAGGAAGGCGUGGAUUGACCAGAGCUGCUGGAACGGCUCCCGGCGGAUCUUGAAGGUCCCGUCACAGUACCAUCGUCUCGCCUGCUGCAGAAGCCGAAGCUGGGUAGGUGUGGCAAACAUCAGAUGACGGUGGCUGCCGACACGGACGUCACCAACGAUGAAGUCAUCGCAGUCCAGGAACUCGCGAUUCACCUGA
Molecule: messenger RNA, 641 nt
Organism: Pecten maximus
Lineage: Eukaryota; Metazoa; Mollusca; Bivalvia; Pectinida; Pectinidae
Exons: 2
Coding region: 222-572 (116 amino acids)
Source: RefSeq, a predicted model, not a curated record